Messenger RNA from Ochlerotatus camptorhynchus, 8216 nucleotides. RefSeq names its product brefeldin A-inhibited guanine nucleotide-exchange protein 3-like. The coding region runs from base 373 to 6594 and encodes 2073 amino acids. The transcript has 8 exons. The record is from RefSeq and is a predicted model, not a curated record. Gene Ontology annotation, molecular function: guanyl-nucleotide exchange factor activity. NCBI's taxonomy places the organism in Eukaryota, Metazoa, Arthropoda, Insecta, Diptera, Culicidae. Gene Ontology annotation, biological process: regulation of ARF protein signal transduction.
GUGAAUCUCGGUGGUGCAGCAAGACUGUACGGUGGUGAAAAUUUGAAAAAUUCUAGUGUUUAAAGGAAGUGUCUCCGAGUGAAAAGUGCUCGAACGGCUUGGUUAAGGUCCGGGGAAUGAGGAAAAUCGAUAGAGGAUAGAUUAGGCUUUUUAUUUAUCGCUGUAACCCGAGACAACCGCAAAACAUUGAGUGUGCAGUGUGUUGCAGUUGCAGCGAAAAAGGGGGUUAUCUCCUGUGAAGGCAACCGCCCGGAAGAAGAAGAAUUUCAACCCGAAUUCCAGUGUUAGUCACGAACAUGAAGACAGCUUAGUACUGUUGUUGUUGUUGUUGUUGUUGAUAUUGUACCGAGUUCAGCCAGCCAAACAACAACCAUGGAAGAACUACUGAUGACUAUCGUAAAGGAGGCGACCGGUAGCAAACAGCAAAAUCUGAAACAAGCCGCACAAAUUGCACACGACAAACUCCUACGUCAGCAUGGCAUCCAUCGGGAUCCCUCGUACGAGCUGCGAACGGUGUGCUUCACCGCACUCCAGAUGGCGCUGGAGACAAAGCGACCCAAGUUUGUCACCUACGGACUGAACGGCUUGCACCGCAUCAUCCGCGACGAGCGGUUCUUCUUCGGUCUUGAACCGGAGGACGAUUCCCUGUGGUUGCCGGCUCAACUGCUCCGAUCGACUUCCGGAAUUUCUACCGUCGGAAACGAGGACACCGUUGUCAACGUACUCCGGUUGUUCCUGUCGAUGGCCUGCUCUCCGACCUGCACCCUCAACGGACGGCUUCUGAUCGAGGUCCUCUCCAAGUGUGGCGAAUGCUGGGAAAACGGUUCCCGAGCCGUAAAAGCAGCUUCCCUAGCUGCCGGUAGCCAAUGUCUCCGCGCGUUCUGCACCUUUCUCAAGGACGAAGCCGAAGAGAUCCUACGCACCGGUCCGGCAGCGAUCAUCAACAUAGGCAUGGCUGCGGCCGUCUACAAUGAGGUUAUCCCCGUUAUGCAAUGGCUGUGCAGUCGGUUGAUCGAACCGACCACCGGAAGCCCCAAGCGGACUGACUCCGCCGGGUCUCUCUACCUAAUGGAAUGCAUCCUAACUCUGGUAACCUCCCUGCCACCGGAUGUCCACGCAAAUCCACACUUUACAGCGUUCCUAUGGCAGAAGUUCUGUCCAACGCUAGCCGCUACCCUCGGCUCCCCCGGAAGAGUCAACAUUGACAAAAAGUUCACUUACAAAGACGCAAUACAUCUGAUUGAAUCGGAGCACCGUGGAUUCUUCACCCGUCCGGGGCUGGAUGGCCCCCAAGCCCGUUGCAUCUACCUGACCAGCAUCCAGCUGUUGCGAAUCGCCGGAGCUCAGGGUACCCUUAGGCCCAUGCUGGAAGCCUUGUUCCAUCGGAUGCUGCUACUGCCGAUACCGGCAAAUCGCGCCGAACCCCUGCGCUGCGUUCGGGAGAUCCUCAAGAGCCCCGAACGGCUCAUCGAUCUGUCCGUGAUCCUGUACCCGGACAAAAACCAAGGACAAAGCUGCAGCGACGAUAUGGCACUGUUUCGACUAAUAAUCGACGCCAUGGAGGAAUGCGCAACCACGUCCCAGCACGGCAGCAACUCCGUGGACAGUUCGAUGAACUCCAGUGUAGAGUGCAUCGUAGCUUUGCUCGACAGUCUCCAGACCCUAUGCUCCGGAACGUUCGACGAGUCGAUCAUGAGCGACCGGAUCGCCGAUGUCAUCAACAAUCGGUACCACCAAUUGCGCGAAUCUGACUACACCGGUCCGUUGACAUAUCAAUCGAUGGCACGGCUGCCGGCACCGUAUCGGGAUGCCGUGGCUGAACUCCGUCAGAAUGGGUUCGAAACCUCGUCGGAGUCAGAGGUGGAUGCCGAGCAUCCUAUCGAUCCCGAAGCGGGAUCACUCGGAUCCGGAGACACCGAGGGCCCAGAAGACGAAGCCCACUCCUCCAGUGACGAUGUAUCAUCCAGGGCCGACGGAAACUGGCCCUGGGCUCAUCUGGAGGAACCUCCACACGUGCGGUCCGACGUGGACUGUGAUCGCCAUCACGCCAGGGAAUUUGCAAAGGUGCUCACCGGUGAUCUGGUUCCAAACCUGCUGAAACUGAAAGCUUCCGUCGAAGUGGAUGAAGCAAUCCAGGAGUUUGCCUCCAACAUCUGCCAACAGAACAGUGUAAACUACUCAGAUUACGAUUACAAUCUGACCGCGUUGAACGCGGAUGGCAUCUAUCUGGCCACCUACUCUGCUCUCCUGCUAGCACUGCAACUUAUGAAAGCCGGUCACUACGACGAAGGCCAUGAACCGAUCCUGAUACCCCUGUCCGAGCAGCAGUUCGUGACCUCCGUCCAGAAUGCCGGAGUCCUGGUCUACCUGAGUUCCGCAUGGCUUCGCGAACUGUAUCAAAGCAUCCUAGCUUCCAAUCCUCUCGGAACGCUCAAGUCCAUCGAGAACACGGAUGGAUCACACUGCGCUCUGGUGGACAUGCUGUACGACGCUGGAGGCGUCGGACCAUCACAAAUGCUUUCGGAUUGGCAACGACUUCAAUCGGUCGUGCGAAUUCAAAGCGAGCCAAACGUCAAGCAGCUGGCAGCUAAGAAGCUCGCUCGUCGUCUACUGACGUGCUGUUGGGAUUCAAUGGUCACCGUGCUGACCGCCGGCCUGGGUGAGGUCGAUGAUUCUCGCACCGCUCGGUUGAUGAAGUUAUCGAAGAAGACGCUCCGCGUUAAGAAGAAAGCUCGUACCUCUGGUGAAGCGCUGUACGCGCUAAGCUUGGAAGGCCUCCACGCAGCGGCAACUUUGAGUAAUUCCCUGAAUCUGCAGCAUUUGGCCGGGAAAAUUCUGAACCUGAUCGCGACUAACGUAUGCCAGAAUUCCGGUCCAAAAAUUCCCGCCAGUCAGGCCCUGUCGAUGGACGUAGUGUUGUCCGGAGGAUUGGAGCUAGGAUCACAUUCGGCCGACUGCUGGCUGCCGGUGUUCUCCGUCUGUCGCCAUGUGACUCAACUGGAACAUGAUCUGUUCAGUUCGCAGAACGCUCAGAUGGGGAAUGCUUCGCAGGUGGCGAACAGUGGAAAGGAAAACGAUUCGCCGAGCAAGAGUGGAGGGCAAUCGGACAAGUUGAACCUGUCGUCGUAUCCAAUCGACGAGGAUGAGACCUGCGUGGACGUCUACAGUUUCCUGCAGGCUCCGCUUCCAAACUCGAACGCCAAUGUGGCGACCAUCCUGAAAGCGUACUCCGGGAAUGAUACGGUGAAUCUGUCGCAAGCGGAUACGGCCAAAAUGCUGUGCGCGUUGUCUCAUCAGGCGGAUACGCUCUUCUCGGAUGCUGCCGAACGGCUUGCUCUUCCGGCGCUGCUGCACUUCUUGAAGAGCUUGUGUCGGGCGUCGCGUGAGCAGCUGUACCGUGGCUCGUCGUCCAAGAAAGGUAAAAAGUCCUGGUGGCUCGGUCGCCCGUGGAAGGUCAAGAACGAUUCGCUACCGCUGUCCCUGCUGUUGCAUCGCGUCGGAGACGUUACGCUUAAGGUAUUCCGGGGACCAAGGCCACUGUUGCACAUCCUGAAGGUUUGGGCCAUCACCGGACCGCACUUGAUGGAUGCUGCCUGUCAUAAGGAUCGAGCCAUUUCCAAGCGUGCUAUCGAGUACAUCCACGACAUCAUCACGGCCUUACUGGUGGAGCAAUCCGAGUUGCCGCACUUCCACUUCAACGAGGCGCUUCUCAAGCCCUUCGAGAAUCUGCUGAGCAUGGAUUCCUGCGACGUGGACGUGCAGGAUCAGAUAGUCGGUUGUCUGUACGAGAUCGUCGAAGCUCACCGCACGGAGAUCCGAUCAGGUUGGCGACCGCUGUUUGGAACGCUACGAACCGCCCGUAACCGUCCGGUACAUCUGUCCAACAUCAUCGACAUCUUCCACGUGUUCCUCGAGACGGAUAACACCCUGGUGUUUGCCAACGCUGGACUGGACUGUAUUCUGUGUCUGCUGUCGUACUUGGAGAUUUCCGGCAGUGGAGGAAGUGUUGCCGGUUCGACUGGUGGAGGUGGUGGCAACGGGCCAGACGGCAGCACAAACGACGACAAUAACAUUAGAUCCAGUGAUUUUUUAUAUGAUGCGUUGAAAUUCCUCGAACGUUGCUCAUCGAUCCUUAGCUUUAUGUACAAUAUGCCUCAAUGUCCGAAUCUGCACUCGACCUACAAGAUCAAAGGUAUCACCUACACUCACAUCAUCGAUGCCAACAUUCCGAACUCGAUGGAGAACUUCACCUACUUCGGGCAGGACUACCUGCAGAGCAGCAACGAGCAGUACAUGAUCAGCUACCGUUCGCUGCAUAUCGAUAAGGAGACGAUCACCAAGAUCGAUGAACUGGACAAGCCGAGCGGAGUGCUGAAGGUGUGGUUCCUGCUGCUGGACGGUCUGACCAACUCGCUGAUCGUUUGCCCGAUCGCUCACCAAUCGCCAAUUCUGCAGUCCAUCUUCAAACUGUUCAAAUCGCUGCUCAUCAAUCCGGGCAUCGAGUUCGGGUUCUACUGCAUUAACCAUCUGUUGAUUCCGAUGAUUCAGGAUUGGUUGCGGUACGUCAACAAGGCACAGAAGAACUGGACUUUGAUCGAGAAGAACUUCAAGCACUGCUGUUGCAUGACCACCGACCUGGUGGUGGAGUUUAUCGAGAAGUCCCAAGGCACGGUCAGUGGUCUGGAGGACCGCAUUGUGAUUGGAAGCGAGCAGACGUAUAACCAUCAUCAGCAGAGUGUCAAAAGUAAGAGCAAGUUUACGAGUAUCGUUCGACCGGUGGAUAACAUGAAAUUCAGUAAGCUGAGAAAGAUGACUUCGGCGGACGAUCAGCAGCAGCAGCAGAACCAACAGCAGCAACAGCAACAGCAGCAGCAGUAUGCGGGCUAUUAUGGAAGUAAGAAGGAAGAGGAUGUAUCCAGUGCUACGAAGAUUCCGACGGCAGCGAUCUUAGCACUGAAGCAGCUGCUGCUGGUGUUGAUCGAGUGUUCGGCACAGUCGCAAGAGACGAUCGCCAGGGUUGGGGUGAGUUGUAUGAAGCACAUAAUCUUCUCGACGGGACACAUCUUCAACGAGGAUCAGUGGAUGGUAAUCACGUCGGCAAUCCACCGGGCCAGUACGGUAACGAUGGCUCCGCUGAGACAGUUGAUCUUCGCUUUCAAUGAGAACUCCAACAGUUUCUAUGGGGAUUGCGCGAAUGUGAAGGUUGCGGCAAGACGGGACAGUACGCUGGAUGAGCUUCAAAGGGUGCAUUCGUUGGCGCAGCAGGUGUUCUUGAUGGAUAAUCAGCGAGAUGUGUUGAACUCGAAGGUCAACAACAAUCUCGGAGGUGGACUGAAUGGAGUUAACGGAGCGGGAACGGCUACGGAUGAUCGAUCGUACUCGUUCUUACUGUAUCCAUUGAACUGCAAUACGAGCAUGACCCAGUCUUGUUCGGUGAAUGGGGGAGGAAUCAGUGCGUCGUUGCAGAGCAAUGGACUCAACUUGGAUAGCUACAUCAUUAGGAUUCCGUAUAGGAACUUGGUCGUGGGAUUGCUGGCGAGUCAGAUGUUGCUGCAGCUCAUUGCGAACAUCCUGUUGAACGGGUUGACGAACGUGCCGAACGAGCUGAACUCGUGCAUCUACAAUGGAGGUGAGACAACCGGUACCAGUACCAGUACCAAGGCACUGUUUCAGCUGGGCUACCGAAGCAAGGAGGUUCUGCUGAGAACGUUGAAGCAGUUCCUGAUCUGUUCGAUGGACUUUGACAUGCGACCGGGGCUGAAGUUCUUGAUCCAGAAGGUGUCUAACAUUGAGAGUGCGGCAAACCUAUACAAACAGAUGACCUCUUCGUGGAUCAUCAACUUCAUGACCCUGGUGGACGUGUACAUCAACAACAUUAGUGCGUACAAUUUGAACGAGGAUGACAUCAAGUACAUCUUGGAUUCGUGCAGUCACAUGACGGCCGCUAGUCAGCAGUGGAAGAAGAACGAGAACUUUGUCCACUACCUGUUGGCUCUGCGGGAUCUAUGGGAUCUGAUUGCGGAGCACUUCAUCGAUAAUAUGGAGAGUAACGGCAACGAUGGAUCGAUCGUAACGCACAUUGUAGAGAACAAGUUGGAGAAAUACGAACGCUUCGACGACAAGCUGGACAGUUCGGGUGGCGAAGAUGAACAUUCGAGCUCGCCGGAAGGGAUCAGCUGUGGAGACCUAGCGAACGACAUUGACAAUCAAGCGGUGGAUCCGGAGUCUCCGUCCAAGAGCGAUGAGGAGAGCGUCUCCGUAUCGACGAUCGUUGGCAACCACGGUGGCAGGAUGAAUCCGUUCAACAUCUCCGCUAAUCAGCAGCAACAUUUGCAACAUCAACAGCAACUACAGCAUCAACAGCAACAGCAGCAAUCGAUAUCGCCGGAGAUCGAGCAACAGCGAACCAACAGCAUACAGAAGGAUCUGAUUUGCAAGCGAUCGGCACUGAAGCAGCUCAUCGUAGCGUCGAUGGAAUUGCUGAAGCUGCUCCCCGAGGAGCAGGCCGAGCUUCUGAAGCUUCUGCUCACGCCCAAGAUCCGGGAAGCGUUCCGGGUGAUCCAGGAACAGGGAACCGGCUUGACGAUGGAGUAGUACGCCGCUUUCCGGGAGGUGUUUUUCCCGCUGCGCGGGUUCUCUUCUACGUAAAUCUUUUGACACAUUAACAUAUAUGCAAAACGUACAUUUCGAUGGAAGACAAGAUAUAAUCGACUAGACUGAAAUCGUUUAACAAAAAAUAUAUAUCGCAAAUUUACAGACAAUGCAAACUCCUGAAUUGAAGUUGAAUGGCAGAUCAAGAAAAAAAACACAUAUUUUGAUGAUAUAUAGCUUUACAUGAUUUAUACAUUUACGCAUGGAACAAAACAAAAUCAUAUAUACCUAUAUAUAUACAUAUUGAAGUCCCCUUAAGAACCCUAUAACUGUUGAUAUACGCUAAGGAAUUUACUAAAAAAAACCGCGAAAAAAACGCUAUAAACUACAACACUUGAGCUACACGCCCUCCACGCAGCCUGCUGUGAAAAAUCUCUCUAAAUACGCAAACACACUUCUGAACACUACACAAACACUUGCUCAAAAAACUCCAACACAUACACACACACACACACGACACCAAACAGCUUAAAGCUACCGCACUGCGCGCGUGUUCUAAUCUUUUCAAACUGACUACUAACAUAUAACACAGCAAAACAAACAACCCGAUAUAACCGAAACCUCACCUACUCAUAUUGUAACAACUACUAACGAACAUGGCUUUCAUACUCACACCAAUACCAGCGUGCUUUCAGUUUUUGCGUUUUCCGGUUCUUUGAUUCGUUUAUCGACAUAUACGCUUCUUGUUCACGAACGCACGGUGAAACGCACACUACUGUAUAAUCUUCGCACCGAAAACAAAACAAAAAACACACACAAACACACACUUACAUACUUUUGCGAUUGGUGCCGCAAGCGUUUCACUGAUGAUGGAGUUGCCCUUAACCUAGACGCUUCUGUGACAUUUUUUAUAAACUCUCCUAAAUCUCUUUCUCUUGAUAAGUGGAAAACGAAGAAACCGAACAAAUCCAAUGAAUCAAAUUACGGAACGGAACAAAACAAACAAGACAAAAACAACAACAAAGUGGCAGUGGUUGUCAUUUUUAUAGUAAUUAUUAUUGUUAUUAUCAACAUCAGUGGCAUAAGUGUAUUCGAGUUCUUUCACAAACACAGACACACAAACACACACAUACACAAACAAUAAAAAAAGUAUUUUGAUCUGCUUAAGUUGGACAGAAACGGCGAAAGGUAAACAAACCAAGUAUUUUUGUGAUCGGAUCAGUAUUUUCCCCUUCAAUACCUAUUUCUUAACUCCCUAUUUUAAUCAAACAAUUGUAAGCUUGGGUUAUCCUCGGUUCAACGACACUGAUUGAUGUCAAAACGACAAAAAAAAGAAACCCUCCAUAUUCCCAGUUACAUCCAUCUGAUUGUCGAGAAAGAAAAUAAUAAAAAAAAAAAACACAACAAACAGCAAAUGAUGUUAUGAAUCAAUAAGAAAACAAAACAGUAUAAACAACAUUUCCACAGCUAAACAUAAAAGUGGAAUCACACAAGUAUUUACCCGAAACUGCAAAAGAAAGGAAACCCAAACAUGAGAAAAAAAAUUGAAACACAACUACUAAUUCCAACACCGACAUGGAACCUGUCGUGAACAACAAUAAACAAUUGAAGUAAAUAUUAUAUAU